AUGAUCAGGAAUGGUGUGAAAAAGCGGAGGAGUGGCCACACCUAUACAUCCGAGUCGGGGACAGGCGGUUAUCAGGGAUGUUGUGACUCUGGUUUCGGACACCUCUUGGCCCUCAGUCUUAAUGAGCUGGGAUUCCGUGUCUACGCCACUGUCUUAGACACCAAAAACACGGGUUCACAAGAGUUGACUAAAAAGUGCCGCUUUUCGCAACAAAUGGUUGUCCUGAAAAUGGAUGUCACAGACGAUGAUCAGGUGAGACAGGUCUUCGUCAAAGUGUCCGAAGACCUGUCAGUUAAUGGAGUGGUGUUGUGGGCGGUGGUGAACAACGCGGGGUAUAUGAUGUCAAGUCCCGUAGAGUGGGGUACUUUGCACUCCAGCUUUGAGCACAUAUUCAAAGUCAAUGUUUUCGGUGUGGUUCGCGUGACCCGGGUAUUCCUGCCACUUAUAAAACAGGCUAAAGGUCGUGUAAUAAACACAGCGAGUGUGUUGGCUCUGUUUGCGAUCCCAACGUUUAGCGCCUACUGUAUGACAAAGGCAUCGGUUCUGAGAUUCUCGGAUUCAUUGCGCAAAGAAAUGGCUAACUUUGGUGUCAAAGUGUCGACUAUAAUGCCCGGUGGGUUCGCCAGCACCGGACUCUUCACAGGUAUCCUAUCGCUGAUGGACAGGACGUGGGCCGAGACGGAGGAGUCGGUUAAGAGGAGUUACGGACAGAAGUAUUUCGACGGCUGGAAGAGAGGUCAGCAAAAGUCGUUGGACUCGAGCAGUGGAUUGAGUGGUAAUAACUCCUAUAUUGUGGUCAACGAUAUCAUUGAUGCGAUUAUUAGUGAUGAGCCGCAAAAUAAUUAUAUGCCAAUAGAGGGCUUUAUGUUUAGGUAUAUCACCUUUGUAAAUGCUUAUUUGCCUGAUUCUGUGGCUAAUAUAUUGCAAGGCUUAUUAAGUAGACGUAAAUAG
Molecule: messenger RNA, 951 nt
Organism: Oppiella nova
Lineage: Eukaryota; Metazoa; Arthropoda; Arachnida; Sarcoptiformes; Oppiidae
Source: the annotation of a GenBank genome assembly